Penicillium cinerascens is the source of this 1002-nucleotide messenger RNA. Its product is annotated as putative cell division protein kinase (Ctk1). NCBI's taxonomy places the organism in Eukaryota, Fungi, Ascomycota, Eurotiomycetes, Eurotiales, Aspergillaceae. The coding region runs from base 1 to 1002 and encodes 333 amino acids. The record is from RefSeq and is a predicted model, not a curated record. Gene Ontology annotation, biological process: protein phosphorylation. Gene Ontology annotation, molecular function: cyclin-dependent protein serine/threonine kinase activity; ATP binding. Gene Ontology annotation, cellular component: nucleus; cytoplasm. The transcript has 6 exons.
AUGGAUUGGAGGAAGGGGCUGGGCUUUACGGAUCGACUAAGGGUCAUCCAGUCGCUCACGACGGCCUACCAGCAAGCUUCUUCUGCCGCCGCCUUCGCUGAAGCACAGUCACAAGCUCGGCAGCAUGAGACUGAGGCGUACGAAAAUGCCGACUCCAAGGAAGAGUAUGACCGCAUUUGCCAACGGGCAAUUGAUGCGGCCGAGGCCACAUGUGUAGUACCUGUCGUCAGCGGUCCUGAUGAGGCCCGGGAUGUGUUUCAGGGUUCAGAAACAUCUGAAAUACCGACGGGCGAGCAGUUCGGCCAUGGAGACUUUCAACCUGGACGGGGGAGACUCGUGCUGGUCUUCCCCUUCCUUCGAUACGAUUUGGAACAUCUGCUUCGGCGGGACAUGGUCACCGCUACUCAGGCACGAUCGAUCCUGCGGGAUCUAUUCCAUGCGCUUGCUCAUAUCCACAAACUAGGGAUCAUUCAUCGGGACAUCAAGCCGUCUAACAUUCUGAUGGACUCUCCCGACGGACCGGCCUACCUAGCAGACUUUGGAAUUUCGUGGCAAGAAGGUGAUCCAGGGUCGGAGCCAUCUCACCAGAAGAUCACGGACGUCGGAACCACCUGCUACCGGCCCCCGGAGAUCCUGUUUGGUGACAAAGGGUAUGGAACAGCUCUGGAUCUCUGGGCUGCGGGCUGCGUGGUGGCGGAAGCGAUCGGGGUGGGACAUCGGGCGCUCUUCGAUUCCGGGCCCGUGGGUAGCGAUCUGUCGCUCAUCGUCUCAAUAUUCAAAACACUGGGGACCCCGAACGAACAGAACUGGCCGGAAGUGCAGACACUGCCCGACUGGGGCAAGGUACAAUUCUACGCUUUUCCAGCACAGUCCUGGGAGGAUAUUCUACCGAAUGUAUCCUCGAAUGGACGUGAUCUCGCACGCCAUUUGCUCUGCUAUGAGAGUGGUCAGAGGCUGUCGGCCGAAGAGGCUCUCCGACAUCCGUAUUUCUCCACACCUUAA